Messenger RNA from Helianthus annuus (common sunflower), 3254 nucleotides. Its product is annotated as pumilio homolog 1. The record is from RefSeq and is a predicted model, not a curated record. Gene Ontology annotation, molecular function: mRNA binding. The coding region runs from base 388 to 2931 and encodes 847 amino acids. Lineage: Eukaryota; Viridiplantae; Streptophyta; Magnoliopsida; Asterales; Asteraceae. The transcript is spliced from 9 exons. Gene Ontology annotation, biological process: post-transcriptional regulation of gene expression. Gene Ontology annotation, cellular component: cytoplasm.
AGAAGAUCUCAUCUAAGCCGUCAAUUUCACCCCAUCUCCUUAAUCCAACGGCCCAUAUCACUCUACCCCCGUGCUUAUCACUCCCCUACUCUUCUCUUACAAACCCUCACUCAAUCCAUCUUUCCACACUGAAAAUGCCCACAAUUACACUAUUUUCUCAUCUUAAACACCCCAAUCCCCAAAUAACCCCACUAAUUUACUGACAGAGUUAAAUUGGAGACAAAAAGAAGCAAUUUUUUUGUUAAAUUCAACAACCCAACAUGUUCAUUCUACUAGAUUAUUACAAGAUGAAGUGGAAUUGAACAUCACAACCUGUAAAGCUUCAAGCUUGCAUUGUUUAAGGUGAAAAAGUUUUGAUUUUUAUUCCAAUUUGGUAGAAAGGGUAGGAUGAUGACUGAUAGCUAUUCAAAGAUGAUGUCGGAAAUCGGAAUGCGAUCAAGCAACGAGGAGUUAGGGUUGCUGAAGCGGAUGAGUAGCAGUGAUCGUGAGACGGAGAUUAACAUGUACCGAAGUGGGUCUGCACCACCCACCGUUGAAGGAUCGUUGAAUGCUGUUUCAGGCUUGUUUGACGGUGGCAUUUCCGAACAAGAGUUGAGGUCUGAUCCAGCUUAUGCUGACUAUUAUCAUGCUAAUGUUAAUCUCAACCCUAGGUUACCCCCACCGCUUUUAAACAAGGAUGAUUGGCGGUUUUCCCAGCAGCGGUUGCACGGUGGGGGUGGGGGCUCUGCUAUUGGGGAUAUGAGGAAGAUGAAGAAAGAUAAUGGGAAUGCCGGAAAUGCGCAGGGUAUGGCGGAGUGGGGCGGCAACGGGCUUAUCGGGUUGCCGGGUUUGGGUUUAGGGAGUAGGCAAAAGAGCAUUGCUGAGAUCAUUCAGGAUGAUAUGAGUCAGGCUGCUUCUGGUUCUAGGCAACCGUCUCGUCCAGCUAGCCGUAACGCAUUUGAUGAAAAUGCCGAUAUUUCCGAUUCCCAUUUUGGGCAUCUUCAGGGGAUGGGAUCUGGGUCACACGCCUAUGCGUCGGCUCUGGGUUCAUCUUUGUCGAGAAGCAACACUCCUGACCCUCAGCUCAUGGCUCGAUCGGCUAGCCCAUUGUUGCCUGCGGUUGGGGGAGGUAGGAUAAACGGGCCUGCAGAUUUGGUGAACGGUUUCUCCGGUUUGAGUCUUUCGACUAAUGGUAUGGCGGAUGAAGAGACGCAGUUACCGGCUCGAGUUCAAAACACUGCGCAAUUGGGUAAAGGAUCGUAUCACCAUAUGGGCAAAGGUGGCGGGCCUAGCAAUGGUCACGGGUCACCUGUGAAUUCAUACAUGAAAGGGCCCACGGGCACCAAUGGUUCAGGAAACUCUCCUUCUCGAUAUCAGAAUCUUGAUAGUCCAAGUUCGUCCUUUUACGGUUUAGGUGGCGGUAAUGGUUAUACGAUGAAUCCCGCAUCACCAACCAUGAUGGCAAACCAUGUUGGUGGUGUAAAUUUGCCGCCUUUAUAUGACAAUGCCGCUGUAGCAGCGGCAAUGGGCUGUGAGUUUGGUUUAGGAGCUAAUAGACUUAUGGAUCCGUUGUAUCUUCAAAACUUAAGAUCAAGUGAAUAUAUAUCGGCGUUGAAUGAUGCAACGAUCGAUCGGGAAUUACUAGCAAUUCAGAAAGCUUACCUGGCGGGUCUAUUAUCUCCUCAAAAGUCUCAGUAUGGUCUUAACCAUGGUUACUAUGGAAGCCCUGGUUAUGGGCUUGGGAUGUCCUAUCCCGGAAGCCCAUUGGGCAGCCCACUUUUGCCCAACUCUGCUUUUGGGCCUGGUAGUCCUGCCCGACAUGGUGACCGGAGCUUGAGGUUUCCUUCCGGGAUACGUAAUAUAGUCGGUGAAAGUUUUGCAUCUUCUUUGCUAGAUGAGUUCAAGAGCAAUAAGACCAAAUGUUUUGAGCUUUCGGAAAUUGCGGGGCAUGUUGUUGAAUUCAGUGCGGAUCAAUUUGGAAGUCGGUUUAUUCAACAAAAGCUUGAAACCGCUACAACAGAAGAGAAAGAUAUGGUGUUUAAUGAAAUUAUGCCUCAAGCUUACUCACUAAUGACUGACGUAUUCGGCAAUUAUGUCGUCCAGAAGUUUUUCGAACACGGAAGUGCUACUCAAGUAAGAGAACUGGCUGAUCAGCUCACUGGGCAUGUUCUAACACUUAGUCUUCAGAUGUAUGGUUGUCGGGUUAUCCAAAAGGCUAUCGAGGUUGUUGAUCUUGCCCAACAAACAAAGAUGGUUACGGAGCUUGAUGGUCACGUAAUGCGUUGUGUACGUGAUCAAAACGGCAACCAUGUUAUUCAAAAGUGUAUUGAAUGUGUACCGGAAAAUGCUAUCCAUUUUAUCAUCUCUACUUUUUAUGAUCAAGUUGUAACAUUGUCAACUCAUCCGUAUGGUUGUCGUGUCAUACAGAGAGUCUUGGAACAUUGUCAUGACCCUAAAACACAAAGCUUAGUGAUGGAUGAAAUCUUGAAAUCUAUUAACAUGCUGGCGCAAGAUCAAUACGGAAAUUACGUCGUCCAGCAUGUACUGGAACAUGGAAAGCCGCAUGAACGUAAAUGUAUUAUAGAUCAACUAACCGGGCAGAUAGUUCAGAUGAGUCAACAGAAAUUUGCCUCAAAUGUUGUUGAGAAAUGUUUGACUUUUGGUACACCUGAACAACGCCAGACCCUUGUCACCGAAAUGCUCGGCACCACUGAUGAAAAUGAACCGCUUCAGGUGAUGAUGAAGGAUCAGUUUGCUAAUUAUGUUGUGCAGAAAGUUCUAGAAACAUGCGACGACCAACAACUCGAGAUGAUUCUUAAUCGUAUCAAGGUUCAUUUAAACGCCCUCAAGAAAUAUACUUAUGGAAAACACAUAGUUGCCCGUGUUGAGAAACUUGUUGCUGCUGGAGAAAGGAGGAUUGGGGCUAUGGCGGCCAGCGCGACUAGUGCUUAAUGUAAGGUGAUGGGAGAGUUGUACAGCUAACUGAGAGUGGAGUAUGAUGGUUUGUUUUUAACAUCCAGCUGAGAGAGAGAUGAUGUUUUGCAAAUAAAAAAGGGGUUGUAGCUAUGAAACAUGUACAUUGUUAGUUUUAAGGAAGGAUAUAUGUAUACCUAGGACUCGAGUCUUUAGCCAAGGCUCGGAGGGUGAAACACACCCGAGGCCGCCCCGUUGCUGAGGUUACAACAUAAGUUUGUGUUUGUGUAUGUGGUGAUUGUUGAGGCUGUACAAACUGUAUGGGUUUUUAUCAUCAAUGUUUAUGUUUUUCUUGCAUAUCA